UCCAGCGCUGCUUCUUCUAGGCGGCUGUUUUUUUUAUGCGGCUCCCAUGCAAUCCUCAUGCCGAUGGUAGCAGCGUCCAACCUUCCAGCCCCUUUGACCAACGGAGAACUGAUCCAAACUGCCUUGUUGGAUGAUGUGCCCUCGUCCGACGAACUGGCUCAAUGGCUUUUGGACAAAGGCUUAGAUACUACAGACUGGGGAAAGGAAAACACAAAGGAUGUCAGCAAGUUUUGGAAGGAGAUUAAGCUCAACGAAGCUGGGCUGGAAGUCUGGAGAACCGUUGAUGGCACGCUGCAACCGGUGCGAACCGUGCAUGUCUUGCGAGCCAAGGUAACAUCCCCAGAUCGAUACCAGCGUGGAAUCUUCCUCUUCAACACCUGGCAGCAGUAUGGUGACGGACGCACGCGCACGCGCAACGGCUUGUUGUCUGAGAAGCUUACCACUGCUGAGAUGCCAUUAGAGGAGAAUUUGCACGAGGUGUGCCGCAGGGCCGUCACGGAGGAGGAAAUGCAACGGGUCGUGGAGAGCACGAUGAAGAUUGGACCUGGGCGACCUGCGCCCAAGUACGAUCCCAACCACAAAUGCCCUUUGGAGGUGGUAGCUGAGCAUUUUGUGGAUCACAUUAUCGAGCUUGAGCCUUCCAAGAGUUACCCAGGGCUCCUCACGAUGUACCACUUGUACACCGUUGAUAUUGUUUGCACUGGUCUGCCUUUGACAGACUUGAAUACGUUGGAGUUUGCAGAUGCCCAGAAGGACGGCAAUCGACCACUCAAAUACAUCCAUGCAUGGGUAUGGCUGGAGUGGCCACAAAUCCAACGCUAUCUUUUUGAAGGUAGCGUGCUAAAAGAAACCAAAGGUAAAGGAUCUUUUGGAGAUGCAGAUGCCUUGACAACGUGGCUAUCGCAGUUCGAUUUGCACAUGGACACAUGGGGCAAAGGAACCCUGAAGUCCGUAGAUUCCUUGUUCCGAGAGAUCGAGAACGAAGACUCGCAGCUGGAAUUGUGGGGCCGCCAUGAUGGGGUUCCCAUGUUAAUGCGUGUAACUCACGUCCUUCAGCUGCGGGUCACCUCUUCGGAUCCCAGUUUGAAGGGGAAAUUCCUCUUCAGCACCUGGGCAGAAGCAACCAACGGCAAGAGACGUGUGACGCACACGUUGCCUGCCAUGAAGUUGACCUUGAAGGACAUGCCUUACGAUCUCGAAAAAUUCACCACUUGCGCAUCAGCGCUAUUGGCAGAUCAGUUAACCAAUGUGGUGGAUAUCCAUUACCGGUUUACAGCCGAUUCUUCAUUGAGCGAUUGCGAACCCUCUGGGGUUCAAAUGGGCGACUUGCACUUCGUGGAACAGCGACAUGAUGUGGAGGAAUCUCCGUCGUACAGGGGGCUCUUCACGAUGUACCAUCUCUACUGCAUGGAAGCUGAGUGUACAGGCUUACCCAUCAGCGACUUUGCAUCGAUGGACCUGAAGGGGGGUGCGAUCUACAGCUUGAAAGGCUGGACAUGGGCAUCCGCCCAGCGCGUCAUGGACAUGAUGAGACAUCGGUCAUUAGUCUUGGAGCGUGAGCAGGGCCAAGCCAUGCAGCUCUGGCAAAACAUGAGCAAAGAGAGUCUGGACACCGUUGGAAGGUUGGAUGAACUGCUGAGACAGUUGUCCAAUCCCGAAAGCGAGCGCGAGCAAAGCCUGGCAGAAUCCCGCGAGCUCUUGAGCUUGCUUGAGACGAAGCUGAUGGAUGCUUCUGGCCAGAAAUCUUCUCGCCAUGAUGACAGCCCAAGUCGCAAAGGAAGGAGUUUCGUAGAGACGUUGCCCCCGUCGAUGUUGGCUGCCAUGGAGAUGUCUAGUAUUGCGUCUGACAAGUUUAUGGAAGAGACGCAGUGGAAACAGGUGGAGGCUGCCAAAGUGAACAAAAAGGAAAGCAACGGAAGUGGCUAAGGUUUUGAAAUGGGAAGACUAUGCCUUAGUACGCUGUUGCUGUGCGAGAAAACUGCUGUGGGCACCGGGCCUGCCGGGCACCGGGGCGCACUCCGCCGUCGUUUCACAAAUGUGAAGACCUGGAGUCUGUCGGAGUGCCAUCCCCUGCGCCUGCUGAGUUAUCUCUGCCAUGAGUUGACACCUGGGAGUAGCGAGUUAUG
Molecule: messenger RNA, 2126 nt
Organism: Cladocopium goreaui
Lineage: Eukaryota; Dinophyceae; Suessiales; Symbiodiniaceae
Source: the annotation of a GenBank genome assembly